AUGGCAAACAAGAGUUUCUUCUCUACCCUUCUUUUCCAAUGGAUGAACAUUUCGCUGAAGACAGGAAGUGAACGAGCCAUUUAUGAAAAUGAUCUUUUUCCUCUAGAAGAAGAAAACACUACGCGCUUUUUGACAGAGAGGCUUCGGGCAAACUGGACGAAAGAAACAGCUAACAGCAAAAGACAAGAUAUUUGGCCACGACUUUGGAAAAGCGUAUUGAAGAUGUUAACCACAAAGGACUUAGUAAUUCUCUUUGCAGCUGGCAUUUUCUGGACAAUUUGUCGUGUUCUCCAACCAUUACUUCUUGGAUUUCUUAUCAAGUCCAUGAUGACAGCAGAGACACACAACAUGUAUUUUCUCUAUGGCAGUGCCUCUGCACUUGGGGUAAAUGAAUUGAUCUGUUGUCUCAGCAUGCACCAGUUCGGCUACCGAUGUGAGGUGUUGGGGAUCAGAAUUAGCAGCGCCCUUAAAGGUUUAGUUUAUAUGAAGGUAAUGAAAAUAAUGAAAAAGUGAAAGAUGUCAAGUAACCGUGACCUUAAUGUGCUCUUUACGAAAACAACAACAAGUACCAGUCCUUCUUCCCUGUUUUUGUUCAGUCUUUUUCCGAUCCCCGUUUCUGGGUACGUUAGGUAAAGGCGCACACGAGCUAAAGGCUUAAACGGCCUGAGCUUAUCGCGGUUUCAUUAGCAUGAAGCACCUAGGAGUAUCUCUACUAACCCUAGACGGGAUGAAAAUAAAAAAAUGGAUGGGAUGAAAAUCUGGUUUGUAUCAAAAAACUUCUUUGUUCAAAAUUUAUUUUGACGAUUUCAUAGGCUAAAGUGCGAUAAUGAACAGGAUUUCUAGCAAUUUUCGUCCAGUUUUAAUAAUUGUUUUAUUAUUCAUUCAAAAUAAUUCCUAGUUUAAAAACAUAGCUAAAACAUGCUUACCUCCAUCGUUCCAUCAAUGUUAAGUUCAUCUUCGAUAGUGUACGUUUAGGUUUGUCCAGCUCGCAAAUAUUCUCCACUAAAAUAGCAGAUGUCGCCCUCCGAGUUGUCUUCUUGCUGUUUUUGCUAUGUUUUUAGCCAUUACUUCGCCUAGUUCCAGCUGUAGUUCUUGCUCUUGAAACGAGUGAAGUGUCGGCCAUUUUGUUUUCACAACCAAAACAACUCAACCUCUUCCCCAGGUCUUCUCGAUUAAGGUUCAUUAACCUGUAGAGGGCUGCAUUUUUGACGUCAUUUCCUCGUUAAACACAAAUUCUUCCAAAUUUGGUCAUCAGUAACUGGUUAUGGUGAAUUAUGCGUGUGCUUUUAGCCAAUCAGAAAUUGGGAAGUAUUUCGAAUGAAUAGUAAAGGUUAUUAAUGUGUUGGAAAACUUGAUCUUAUCAAAUACCUUGUUCAGAUUUUAAAUAUUUUUUAGCCUUAGCUUAUGACUACUUAGACGGGAAUUUGGAUUCUACCAAUGAAUUCAUCAAUAUGACGUCAUAAUAACGUUAAAGUAUGUCAUUUUGUCAAUCAAGCUAUGCCUAUUUUUUUUUUUUUUUAAAAAAAACAUUAUUUUCUGUGAUUUUGGUGGCUGUAUCAUGAACGGUUUUGAAGGUGACAGGAAGCAAAAAAAAAAAAACAAACUGUCUGAGGAUAAAAAGGAGGCGAGCUAGAAGUCCUAGAAGCACUUAGCUAGCCCAGUUAUCUAAAAGGCUAGCAAAUAGAACCUGUGUUUUGAAUUUAUUUCAAGGCAACCACAAACAAGAAAACCAUUGGUUGGUCGAAAAGAAAUUUUAUGAUGCUUUCAAAAAUGUGCGAAUUUUUAGAUCGAGGGCAUCUGUAUAUACUCAAACUUGACCUAGACGGGUAAAUGUAUCAUCAGAAAAGAUAGCGGGGAAAAAAAGGCGUUAUGAAUAUAUUUUUUAUAUCACUUUUUGACUAAAAAAAAAAGCUAAAUGUUGUUCUAAAACUGUUUCACUUUGUGAUUGAGCCUUUCUUUUAAAUGAUAACUUCAUGUAAAGAUAAAUUUACNUUGGUUGGUCGAAAAGAAAUUUUAUGAUGCUUUCAAAAAUGUGCGAAUUUUUAGAUCGAGGGCAUCUGUAUAUACUCAAACUUGACCUAGACGGGUAAAUGUAUCAUCAGAAAAGAUAGCGGGGAAAAAAAGGCGUUAUGAAUAUAUUUUUUAUAUCACUUUUUGACUAAAAAAAAAAGCUAAAUGUUGUUCUAAAACUGUUUCACUUUGUGAUUGAGCCUUUCUUUUAAAUGAUAACUUCAUGUAAAGAUAAAUUUACGAACAUCUGGUUUCUUUUGCAGACGCUUCUUCUCAGCAAGGAUUCACUGUUGAGGUUUACAUCCGGUCAAGUUUUUGAUCUCGUAUCGAACGAUGUUCAGCGUCUAGAGAGCGAUACUUUUAUCUUGUUUUUUGAUGGCGCUAGAGGCUUAAUGGAACUAUUCAUAGUAACAGUUUUACUGUUCUCUCUAAUCGGAUGGCAGACCAUAGUGGGGAUUGUUUCAUUGUGUAUGGUACUGCCAUGUUACGUUGGGUUCUCAUACGUAGGGGCUGUACUACGCCUGCGUACAGCCAUGGUUUCUGACAGCCGCAUCACGUUGAUCAAUCAGGUUGUUUCUGGGAUCCGCACCAUUAAAACAAAUGCAUGGGAAGAUAAAUAUAGAGAAAAGAUAAAGAGCACGCGAAGGUGAGAUACAAUUUAACGCAGGAUAACUUAACUCUGAUUUGCAGAAAAAAAAAGGACCGAGCGAGUAAGAAUGGUUUUGUUGUUAUUGUUGUUGCUUUUUUUAUUUUCAUCUGUGAUUUCACCCUUCCUAAAAUGACUAAGGACAUUAUGUUUUUUUUUUGUUUGUUUGUUUUUUUUUUGUUGUUGCUUUUUUUUUGUAGUGAUGAAGUCAAAUUGAUCCGUAAGAAGAGUGCUGUUUUGUCGGGCAUUGCUGCUCUUGAAUACAUUUCAACACCAACAGCGACCAUGUUGACUGUCAUCACUCUUGUACUAACUGGUCAGCUCCUGACGCCAGUUAACGUCUUCACGUUACUCUCCUUUAUCAAUCUGUUGAGGUUGGGCUUCUGUAUGAACUUUUCCUAUGCCUCCAUCCAAACCUACGACGCUUAUGUCUCACUGAGCAGAAUACAAGACUUUCUUCUUUUGAACAAUCUUGAUUCAACGAAGACCACAAUAAAUCCACCACAAGAAACAAAAGAAAAGUUUAAUUCGGAGAAGCCAAUUGAAAGUCAGCAAGCAGCUAUUUUACGAGUCAGACAUUUCAAUCACCAGCAUCAGCAAAAUUCUCCAGAAGAUGAAUCCUUUCUGCGAGACGUCUAUUUCACUGCCGAAAAAGGAAGUUUAACAGUUAUAACCGGACCAGUGGGCAGUGGCAAAUCUACUCUUCUGUCAGCAGUUGCUGGCGAGGUGCCAGACCAGAACUGGGCUAUAACCUACAACGGAAGUGUCGUCUAUGCGCCACAGAUUGCUUGGGUGUUCUCUGGGACUAUAAGAGAAAACAUUUUGUUUGGUGAACAGUACAAGGAAUCCAAGUACAACGGAGUUUUGAAAGCAUGUGCUCUGAUAGAAGACAUGCAGACGUUUCCAGACUCUGAUCAAACUAUCGUUGGAGAACGUGGUGCGGUUCUAAGUGGAGGCCAGCGGGCAAGAGUAAGCUUAGCACGCGCAGUCUAUGCGGAAGCAGACCUUUACUUGCUGGAUGAUCCUUUAAGUGCUUUGGACUUUAAGGUUGCUCAACUCAUCUUUAGAGAAUGCAUCAACGGCUUACUUGUACAGAAAACCCGAUUAAUAACGACUCAUGAAGAACAGGUCAUGCGAGAAGCCAAAAGCGUUAUUGUGUUAUAUAAAGGAGGAAUACUGGGCCAGGGAAGUUUUACUGAGCUAAAAGAAAGUGGUAUCCUGAACACAACUAUAGAUUCAAUGUACGAGAAGGCAAGCGAAUGGGAUAACAGCGUUGGUAAGAAAGAUAAUGAAGAAAAAGACAUUUCUAACACGAGUGGUGAAAAUAAACCACAUGAAGUUCAGGGUGUCCACUUAUCAGAAGAAGAUCGCGCCAUCGGGGUGGUGUCAUCAAAGCUUUAUUGGAGCUACUUUAGAACCGGCGCAACUUUGCCGGUAAUCAUCGCAGGAAUUUGCUUUUGUUUAAUCAGUCAAGGUAAGGACUUAAUAAAUCAAGAACUGAACCUUAAGACCACAGAGGAGAAACGUAACCUGUCAUAUAAAGAAUAUGUAACUCUGAUACAUUGGGUGACCACGUAUGGAAAAAUAAGUACUAAUAUUAGUAGUUCAAUUUGUCGGGCGGAAUGGAAAACCAAUACUGAAAAUAAAUGUUGAAAAUAUACAUUUUGUGCAUCAUUCACCUCAUACGUUUUCCGCCAUUUUUGCACCACAAACUUAAAACUUAAAACGUUUGUGUUCCAAACUGUUUUGAAAUAUUCAAACGGCGAAAAUGAAAUACUUGUUAAAAGUUCCUAUUCUUUAAAAGGUGUUUGUCGUCGUUAUUUUUCGAUGCCCGUAGACUUUCUUAGCAACUGGGAACUGAACAUAUACUAUAAAUGUUGGUUUUGAACACCGGCCAACAUCUAAACACAAAUCUCAGGGUUAUCUUUUUCUUGUCCAAACUGUCAAUUCUUGCGCAUUUUUCAGGAUAGUUUGUACUUGCUACAUCAUGAAUGCGGGCUUACCUAUGAUAAAACUUUCAUCAGUUUGGUCAUAAGAUAGCCCAAACAAGAAACCAAAACAAAACUUAAGCACUUACAACAACAACAAUAAUAGUCUUCGCCGACACCCAGCCAUCAGCCAACGAGACUUUUCUGGCGCUUUGUCACAGGAACUUUGUGGAGACCGGAUAGUUUGCAUUUCCUGUUGUAUUUUCUGACAUUUAAUUGCCUCAGACAAAAAGUCCUUUUUGAUAUUGGACAAUUUGCCUAUUUUUUAAAGCAAAGCCCAAUUUGAAACUAUCCAAAUUAACCCUUAAUCGGACAGUUCUUACAGGUUGAAGGAUAAUAUAUAAAGCUAUGCUGAGAAUAUCGGAUUAACUACCACCUACAAAGUCAAUGAACCAAUUAGUAUUUUAAUUGCAUUUUAGGUAAAGGGAGCUAAUGUUUAUUUCUAGAAUAGGCACUUGUUGGACUGAGCAAAGCAAGGCAGUUAUAAGUAGAGGUACUCUCUCAAAAGAGUAAAGUGUUCUUUAUAAGACCUUUGGCUAUUACGAAGAAUGAAUGUUGAAUUAUAAAGAAAAAGAUAUGGGCGAAAGUGAAAAAAAAGUGCAGGGCUGUCCGCAAAGUCUGGCAGAUCUUAAAGGCCUUAUUAAAAGUUUAAAAAAAUGAUGAACGGUUAUGUCUAACUUCAUCUGGGAGUAACAAUGUUGUGAACUCUUGCAAGCGCAAAGUAGUAAACUUAGGGCCCAAACAAUAGAACGAAGGGGACCGAGCGUGAAUUGGAGCCUCAAUUUUCAAGGCAAUUUGAUUUAUAUAAAUAUAUGUUAUGCUUAUUAUUAAUAGCACCGGUACCAAUUUAAGAUCCCUAAGGGUGUUCUUUCUUACAAUGAAAAGUCAAAUAUUAUAAAGAUUGGCAUUGCUUAAAUCACACAAUGGGGCCUUUUCCUUUUAGAUGACGGAGAUUUCAUAACAGCCAGCAUAAAAUAAGGAACGACACGCCAUCUUUGACUCAAAGUCGCAAUUUAAUGGUGAUAUCCUGGGCAGACACCUAAAUUUGUGUCACCACAGUCAUUUCUGACCAUUCUUUUUUUAUAUAUUACUUUCAGCAAUGCUAGUUUCCUGCGAUGUGUGGCUUUCGCUUUUGGUAAAGAAGCAUCCAGAGGAUCAAAAAUGUCAGAGAAACCUUUACAUCUAUUGCUCUCUCGUCCUGGUAUCUUUCACAUUUCUUGUCUUUCGAGCAUUUGGCUUCUAUUUAGUUUCGUUACGAUGCUCUGAAUGUCUUCAUAAUAAAAUGGUUGCGGCUGUUUUACAAGCACCGGUCUUUUUCUUUGAUUCAAAUCCCAUUGGAAGAAUCAUGAAUCGUUUCUCUAAAGAUAUAGGCUGCAUGGAUGAAGUACUACCCAAAACCUUUCUGAGAGCAAUCCAAAGGACCUUGCUUAUGUUCAGCUCCAUUCUUCUGCCAACGGUCAUAAACCCUUGGAUUCUGUUUGCUGAUGUGCCAAUAGCUUUGUUGGCAGGACUAAUUUCAAGAUAUUACUUAAAGACAUCUAGGGAGCUGCAAAGGAUAGAGUCAGUUAGUCGUAGUCCCGUCUUUUCUCACUUUUCGGAGACUUUGGAUGGACUGGGCACAAUUCGGACAAGAAAAAAGGAAGGAGAUUUCAUAGAUGAGUUUUGCAGGUAUUUGCCACUUGAUACAGUUUUUAUCAUUGUUGUGUACUUUUAAUAUCUAAUCUGCGUGAACAGAAAAAUGAGAAUCGAGGCUGAGUUAAAAAUAAAUCCCUGAAAAGCGAAGAAAUCGCGGUCAGUUGAGUAGUAAAGUAACUGGUUCAGAAUAUAUUUUUGACGGGGUUUCUCCUGUCGGAUUAAUGUCCAGACUAACAUGGAGCGAAGUGGCACUUGUGAUACACGCCAGAAAAAGACAUAAUAGUACCGUGCACGCAUUUUGGCAUAAAAAUACCCAAUUUAGGAUUACGUACUAAGCUAAGAGUUAAGUAAGACUAUGGAACAACAAACCCUUAAUAAUGAAGAUAAUGAAGUCUUCGAAUGACAUGGCAAAAGACAGCUGGCUUGACACAGUGGACAGAUGACUGAAUUGGAGGAGGUCUUCCUGUUAUUCACAGAGUUUCCAGGCUUUGAAACCAACUUCCUAGCCCGGAUUUUGUAAUUGUAUUAAAGAUUAAGCAGCUCAGAUGAAAAGUAAGAAAAAAUGGUGAUAAUCGAGCCACGAUUCGUUGGUACAGAUCAGAGUGCUUGUUCUAAGCUGGGAGCAUACAAGGACCAUAAAGAGGGUGAAUGUCGUCACUUCGAAAGAUGAUUUCCUGGCCAGUAGGUUGUAUACGCUGAACUGAGUUUUAGGAGAGAAGCAGUUAGUAACAACAACUAACUAGGUGUAAUCGGCGGGUUUGAAGACAUCCUUGUUUGUGUGAAAUAGUAGUCAGCCAGGUUUAGGUAAAUAAUUUGGGACUCUAGACCUUUAAAGGUAAUAAGCUCAGUUAAAUAAAAUAGGAAAGCACAAAAAAUGAAAAGAUCUUAAUGACCCCUUCCAAUAAACUAAACUGUUCUCGGCUGGGACGGUCACUUCAGAUUUGAGCUAGCCUUUUUAUUAAAACGUCUCUGAAAUCUGUUUUGAUAAAAUUGCUUUAAUGUAAACGAUAUGAGAGAAAUCUUGGUGAAAUUGCUCAGUGGUACAUAAUUGUUGUCCCUUUUAGGUUUCAAGAUAUUCAUACCCAGUCAUACAUUAUGGUUUUUGCCAGUCAGCGUUGGCUUGGUGUACGCUUGGAUUGUCUGUCUGCUCUGUUAACUGGUGCAGCCGCUCUUGCUGCGGUUAUUGUGUCUCAGGAUGCCGGUAAAUAUACCCGCAUAAUUAGAAACUAAUCAGAUUAUUUCAUGAAUUGUUCAUUUUCUAAGAGUCACUAAUUCAACUAAAAUGGUCUUUGCUUCUUGUGCAAAUGCUUGCGCUACCUAGUCAUAUUUCUACUAAUGUUCAAUGAUAUAAGUUGAGAGUGAAAUAAGGUAAGUAAUAGCGGAGCUCCACGCGCGCGCGAGCGUUGCCCCAUUCCUAAGAAAAUGUGGUAAUCUAACGAUCCGACAAAUUUUGGUAAUCACAUGAACGUACAUUCGUCCGUCCGUCCGCACCACAGGCAUGCCAAUGUAAAAUAACUCAAUCAACAGGUAUGACAAACCAAAUGUAACUCGAGCUUAUUUUAGCGGGAAGUCCCAUAGCCACCCGCGUCUUCUGAAGCGGAGACAACUAAAGAGUCAAUAAGAGAACGGAAGGAAGAAAAUGUUUCUGUGUCCGUGUUGUCUAAAGUAUUAAGCUUAGAUUAAUUGUCAUGUCCACAAAUUUGGAAUAUAGAGAAAGAGAACGACAGAGAAAAAGAGAAAAUAGGCGACAGGCCGCAGCGAAGCUCAACGAGAAAAAGGGCGACGGAGAGCUAGAGCAAGAAAUAAGGAGCCAUUUUUUGUUGGAAGAACAACAUGAAUUUGUAGCGGCGGUGAGAAAAUGAGAAAUGCUAGCGGCAACCAAGGAAAAAACGAGCGGAAGUGUGAAAAAAGUGAACAAGAACAUGUACGGCAUUUCCUCCAUAGAAUGUGCAACCAGGAAGUUUAAUUUUAGGACGUUUUCCGUUGUAGUUGUGCAAAACAACGGCAAAGAAAUGUUCAUACAAAGUGUGCUGCACGUGCAAAGUUGUGUUUUGCUAAUUAGACGUUAUGUUGUUUUUUUUUUUACCGUUCUCGUUGCCUUCGCUGCUUAGCAUUACACGAUUAUAUUAUAUUUAGUUUGAGCAAACUUUAAAUAUCAUUGAGAGCCUUGCUUUUAGCCCUGGCUAAAUCUACAUAUAAGGAUAGUGUGAGAUGCGGGAGAUAAUAUAAUAAUAUAUAGCCGCCAAAAAAAAUCACAUUGAUUCCCAGGAUUGCUUUCCUGAACACCAGGAAGACUUCUCGCAAAAGAAAACACAAAACAAACUAAAACAAAAAAGACGCAACUUCGGGUUAACAGUUGAGCAGAAUAUUGUUCCUAGCACCGCAUUUUGGUAUACGCCGACGAAAUAUCCGAAAUUUGGACUGUAUAUUCUCCCCCCUUUUCUUUUAGCCUUUGCAGGUCUGGCAUUGGUUUAUGUAGUCCAGAGCGUGGUACUGACUCAGUCCGCAAUUAAGAAAUCAGUUGAGGUCGAAACUCUAAUGACAUCAGUUGAGCGAGUAAUGACAUACACUGAGCUUGAAUCUGAACCUGGAUACAAACUGGAACAAAAUCCUCCGGAAAUCUGGCCAAAUGAGGGAAAAAUUGCGUUCAAAGACGUAUGCCUGACGUACUAUCCUGGCGGUCCUCAAAGUCUAAAGAAUAUCACACUUAGCAUCAAUGGAGGAGCUAAGAUCGGAAUUGCUGGCAGGACGGGUGCAGGGAAAUCUUCUCUCGUGGUGGCACUGAUGCGCAUGCCUGAAGCUGGUGGAGAUAUAAUGAUUGAUAAUUUCAGUAUAAGAGAUAUCAAUCUUAAAGAAUCUCGACGAGCAAUAACCAUUCUUGGACAAAAUCCGGCCCUCUUUAGUGGAUCAUUAAGGCAAAAUCUUGAUCUGAUGGAAGAGUUUCAAGACGCGGAACUAUGGCGAGCCCUCGAACAGGUGCAGUUGAAAAAUCUUGUAGAGCACUUGGAGGGUCAGUUGGAACAUGAAUUAUUGGAGCAAGGGUCUAACUUUAGUACUGGAGAACGUCAACUUAUCUGCUUGGCUCGCGCGCUGUUGCAGCAAAAGAAAAUCGUCAUUUUGGAUGAGCCCACUGCACACGUGGAUCCAGACACAGAGCAAAUAAUCUGGAAACUAGUGCGCGAAGAACUGAAAGAUUCCACUGUUAUCACUAUAGCACAUCGUUUGAACACAAUAAGGGAUUGCGACAAGAUUUUAGUUUUAAAAAGUAGUCAAGUCGAUGGAUUUGAUAGUUUUGAUGUGUUAAUGAAUAGAAAAGGAGGAAUGUUGAGUAAAAUGGAUAAUAUAAUAAAGGUCACCUCAUAG
This is a messenger RNA of Porites evermanni, 9642 nucleotides long. NCBI's taxonomy places the organism in Eukaryota, Metazoa, Cnidaria, Anthozoa, Scleractinia, Poritidae. The record is from the annotation of a GenBank genome assembly.